Closterium sp. Naga37s-1 is the source of this 735-nucleotide messenger RNA. The record is from the annotation of a GenBank genome assembly. NCBI's taxonomy places the organism in Eukaryota, Viridiplantae, Streptophyta, Zygnematophyceae, Desmidiales, Closteriaceae.
AUGAGAGCCUCAUUUGAGCGCUUCAUGAGAGUUUCAUUUGAGCUCAUCAUAUCAUUCCCUUUCACCCUCUGUCCGUUCCCUUCCCCCCAUUCCAAGCAUUCCCUUUCCCCCCUCUCUCCGUUCCCUUCCACAUUCCCUGCAUUCUCUUUCUCCCCCUCUCUCCGUUCCCUUCCUCAUUCCAAGCAUUCCCUUUCCCCCCCCUCUCUCUAUUCCCUUCCCCCUUCUGUACAUUCCCUUUCCCCCCUCUUGCCGUUCCCUUCCCCAUUCCCUGCAUUCCCUUCCCCCUCCUCUCUCCGUUCCCUUCCCCAUUCCAAGCAUUCCCUUUCCCCCCCUCUCUCCGUUCCCUUCCCCCUUCUGAGCAUUCCCUUUCCCCCCUCUCUCCGUUCCCUUCCCCAUUCCCUGCAUUCCCUUCCACCCCCCCCCCCCCUCUCUUCAUUCCCUUCCCCAUUCCAAUCAUUCCCUUUCCUCCCCUCACUCCAUUUACAUCCCCCUCCUGACCAUUCCCUUUCCCCCCUCUCUGCGUUCCCUCCCCCCAUCCGAUAUACCCUUGCCCCCCCUCUCUCCAUUCCCUUCCUCUUUCUGAGCAUUCCUUUUCCCCCCUCUCUCCGUUCCCUUCCCCAUUCCCUGCAUUCCCUUCCCCCCCCCCCUCUCUUCUCCCUCCCUCCUCUUCUUUGCCCCUCUCUCGGCUUCUCUGACCAUCGCUUGCCAUCCCAGCCCCUUCCUCCUCUUCUAUGA